This is a messenger RNA of Anisakis simplex (herring worm), 143 nucleotides long. The record is from the annotation of a GenBank genome assembly. NCBI's taxonomy places the organism in Eukaryota, Metazoa, Nematoda, Chromadorea, Rhabditida, Anisakidae.
GAACCGUCAAAUACGCACCGCUAUCGUGUCAUAUUCUACGUGAAUUGUGCCGUAAAGACGAUGUUGAGUCGUGGUUAUAUAUGGUCGUCGAAAUUACCUGCGGAAAAUUACCGUGGCGGAAUUUAACUGUGAGAAAUAUUUGA